AUGGAGCCUCCCGAGGGCGGCUGCCCGGGCGAGCUCUCUGCCUCGCCCUUCCUACCACUUUCCCGCUGCGAGCUCAAAGCAGAUAAGGAAUAUCAGUUCAAAGUAGAUGAUGAAGAAAAUGAGCAUCAGUUAUCUCUGAGAACGGUUACUUUAGGGGCUGGAGCCAAAGACGAAUUACACGUUGUAGAAGCAGAAGCAUUGGACUAUGAAGGCAACCCUAUUAAAGUAGUACUGGCAUCUCUGAAAAUGUCAGUACAGCCUACGGUUUCAUUAGGUGGCUUUGAGAUCACACCGCCAGUGGUCUUGAGGUUGAAGUGUGGUUCAGGGCCUGUUUACGUCAGUGGUCAACAUCUCGUAGCAUUAGAGGAAGAACCAGAAUCAGACGAUGAGGAAGAUGAUGCAAAAAUUGUGAACACUUCAACAAAGAGACCAGCAAGUGGAGGAGGAGCUAAAACACCACAGUUAACAUACUUUUUUUUUUUUUAAGAAAAAAGCAAAAAAUUAUCAGAAGACGAUGAGGACGACGAUGAAGAUGAGGAUGAUGAUGAUGAGGAUGAGGAUGACUUAGAGGAUGAUGAGGAAGAAAUGAAAACACCAAUAAAGAAACCUGUUCGUGAGGUUUCAGGAAAAAAUAUGCAGAAAGCAAAGCAAAAUGGAAAAGACUCUAAGCCGUCCACACCAGCAUCUAAAUCAAAAACUCCAGAUUCCAAGAAGGAUAAAUCUCUAACUCCAAAAACACCAAAAGUCCCUCUGUCGUUAGAGGAGAUUAAAGCAAAAAUGCAAGCGUCUGUAGAUAAGGGUGCUACCCUUCCUAAGUUGGAACCCAAAUUUGCCAACUAUGUUAAGAAUUGCUUCAGGACGGAGGACCAGAAGGUCAUUCAAGCUCUCUGGCAGUGGAGACAGACUCUGUAAGAAAAGAAAACAGUUUAAACAGUUCAUUAAAAUCUGCAGUCUUACUUCUGUAACCAUUAUUUGGCUGU
Charadrius vociferus (killdeer) is the source of this 980-nucleotide messenger RNA. RefSeq names its product nucleophosmin (nucleolar phosphoprotein B23, numatrin) (gene NPM1). Lineage: Eukaryota; Metazoa; Chordata; Aves; Charadriiformes; Charadriidae. Gene Ontology annotation, cellular component: cytoplasm; centrosome; ribonucleoprotein complex. Gene Ontology annotation, biological process: ribosomal small subunit biogenesis; regulation of centrosome duplication; positive regulation of transcription by RNA polymerase II. The record is from RefSeq and is a predicted model, not a curated record. The transcript has 11 exons. Gene Ontology annotation, molecular function: RNA binding; chromatin binding; histone binding.